GCGACAAAUUAGCCAAUGCUUUAUUUGGGUGAAAGGUCGCAGUGGCUCUUUCUACGCUCGUGAGCAGCUUGAAGAGUGCAACAGCAAGAUAUCUGUUUAAAACUUUGAUUUUGGCUGAAGCGGAUUGUUGAACCAACACCAUGGCUCUUCUCAGAGGUGUUUUUAUCGUAGCAGCCAAGCGCACUCCGUUCGGCACCUACGGUGGUGCACUGAAGGAUCACAGUGCAACAGAUUUGGCCGAGCAUGCAGCCAAAGCUGCCCUUGCUGCUGGGGGCGUGGCUCCAGAGCUCGUGAACAGUGUCAUCGUGGGUAACGUCAUGCAGAGCUCAGCUGAUGCUGCGUACAUCGCCCGUCACGUGGGCCUGAGGUGUGGCGUCCCCAUCCCGGUUCCUGCUCUCACUGUGAACAGACUGUGUGGGUCUGGUUUCCAGUCCAUCAUCAGUGGUACUCAUGAGAUUUGUCUUCGGGAGUCCGAAGUGGUUCUGUGUGGAGGUUCAGAGAGCAUGAGCCAGGCUCCAUAUGCUGUUCGCAACAUCCGCUUUGGAACCAAGUUUGGAGUCGAUCUCAAGCUAGAAGACACUUUGUGGGCAGGUUUGACUGAUCUUCAAAUCAAGACCCCAAUGGGUGUCACAGCAGAAAACCUGGCAGAGAAAUACCAGAUAACACGAGAGGACUGUGACAACUACGCAUACCAGACACAGCAAAGGUGGAAGUCAGCUCACGAUGGCGGUCGCUUCACAGCUGAAAUUGCUCCCAUUGAAGUAAAAGGGAAGAAAGGUAAAGUUCCCAUGGCUCAGGAUGAGCAUCCUCGGCCUCAGACCACCAUGGAACAGAUGGCCAAACUACCUACGGUGUUCAAGAAGGGAGGGACCGUCACUGCUGCCAACGCUUCGGGUGUCUCUGAUGGUGCCGCUGCAGUUGUGAUUGCAAGUGAAGACGCACUAAAGGAACACAAGCUCACCCCACUGGCCAGGAUUGUGUCCUAUCACGUGUCGGGUUGCGACCCAAGCAUUAUGGGAAUUGGUCCGGUCCCAGCGAUUACAGAAGCCCUUAAGAAAGCGGGCUUGUCACUAAACGACAUGGCUCUUGUUGAGGUGAACGAAGCUUUUGCUCCUCAGUAUCUGGCUGUUGCUAAAGCUCUUGGGCUGGACCCAGAGAGAAGCAAUGUGGACGGUGGAGCCAUCGCUCUUGGUCAUCCUCUUGGUGCUUCUGGAACACGCAUCACUGCUCACCUGGUGCACGAGCUCAGGAGGCGAGGAGGCAAGUAUGCUAUCGGGUCUGCCUGCAUCGGUGGAGGUCAAGGCAUCGCCAUCGUCCUCGAAAGAUGCUGAACAACAAAGCUUUCUGGUUGCAGAAGGAUUCCUGCUGAAGGAUUUCCUACACGUGCCAUCCAUUGAUGUGAAAUAAAAUAUAGUUGAUACAACUUCAAAGGAGACAUUUUCCCAACAUAAAACAGUGAUAAUGGAACACCUCUGCCCAGAUUCUUCAUUGCAACACUACUAAUCUAACUUUUACUGUGUAUUUGGUAUUAGCUGAUUUCUGCAGCACACAUCUGCAUCUAUUGAGGUACAAAGGUUUAGGAUUAUGUGUGUAUGUGCCUAAAAUGCCACUCUGUGUCCAGGGUUGUGUCAGCAUUCUGCCUUUAAAUGUUGUGGAUCACUCCUUUUUUAGGGUCUAGUGUUGCCAGAAUCGAGGCGGUUGCAUUAACCGAUUUUGUACUUCUGUGACGAAACAAAAAUGAGAAAAUUUAAAUAAAACUGUCCAAAAUGA
This is a messenger RNA of Nothobranchius furzeri (turquoise killifish), 1770 nucleotides long. RefSeq names its product acetyl-CoA acyltransferase 2 (gene acaa2). Gene Ontology annotation, molecular function: acyltransferase activity, transferring groups other than amino-acyl groups. Gene Ontology annotation, cellular component: mitochondrion. The record is from RefSeq and is a predicted model, not a curated record. NCBI's taxonomy places the organism in Eukaryota, Metazoa, Chordata, Actinopteri, Cyprinodontiformes, Nothobranchiidae.